AUGGCGGAAUUCCACACCUUGAGGACCAUUGAUCUGAGUCUGCUGCGUAAACGUUCUGGUCAGGGGAAUGUUGCAGAUAUCCAAAUGCUUGACAACAGCAAACUUCCUCUCCAUAGAAGCACCGAGGAACUAAAUGGUUCUUGUGUUACCUUCAGCUACAAUCUUUGGCAAAACCUCGAUAUAAUCACCAUUCUUCGUAACUCCAGUUUCAGCACAGUGCCUGUCUGUCAAUUCAGUGAAUGGAAAUUGAAGAUUUGGGACUGGAGCUUGGCUAAGAGCUCAGGCUUGCACAUAGUGACUUUGGAGGUGAUAGCUAAUAUGCUGAAAAUUGACAAACUCUCAGUGAGAGAAAGAAACAAAUAUAAGGACAAUGGAGAACUAGGAAACAAAUUAUAUAAAAAGAACCAAAAGAAUCCUCAGACGAUACAGCAAACUCUCAAGAGGACAUUGCAGUAUUAUGAGCAUCAAGUUAUCGGUUACAGGGAUGCAGAAAAGAAUUUCCACAAUAUCUCUAACAGAUGUUCCUAUGCAGACCACUCCAACAAAGAGGAGAUUGAAGACGUCUCAGGAAUUCUUCAGUGCACUGCUAAUAUACUCGGUUUGAAGUUUGAGGAGAUUCAAGAAAGAUUUGGUGAGGAGUUCUUUAAUAUAUGCUUUGAUGAGAAUGAGCGAGUCCUUCGGGCUGUAGGUGGCACGUUGCAGGACUUUUUUAACGGCUUUGAUGCUUUGUUGGAACACAUUAGAACUUCCUUUGGAAAACAGGCCACCCUGGAGUCACCAUCUUUCCUAUGCAAAGAGCUCCCUGAAGGUACUCUCAUGCUCCACUACUUUCACCCUCACCAUAUUGUGGGGUUUGCAAUGCUGGGGAUGAUUAAGGCAGCAGGAAAGAAGAUCUAUCGGCUGGAUGUGGAAGUGGAACAGGUUGCAAAUGAGAAGCUGUGCUCCGAUGGUUCGAACCCAGGCAAUUGUAGCUGUCUUACUUUCCUUAUUAAAGAAUGUGAAAAUACUAACAUCACAAAGAACCUUCCACGGGGAACCUCCCACGUUCCUGCAGACCUCAGAAUCAGCAUCAACACCUUCUGCAGAGCCUUUCCCUUUCACUUGAUGUUUGACCCCAACAUGUCGGUCCUUCAGCUGGGGGAAGGCCUAAGGAAGCAGCUCCGGUGUGACGCUCACAAAGUGCUCAAGUUUGAGGACUGCUUUGAGAUUGUCUCUCCAAAGGUUAAUGCCACCUUCGAAAGGGUCCUGCUGCGACUGUCUACCCCGUUUGUGAUUAGAACCAAGCCUGAGGCUUCUGGCACUGAAAAUCAAGACAAG
This is a messenger RNA of Carlito syrichta (Philippine tarsier), 1317 nucleotides long. Its product is annotated as guanylate cyclase soluble subunit alpha-2-like. Lineage: Eukaryota; Metazoa; Chordata; Mammalia; Primates; Tarsiidae. The transcript is spliced from 7 exons. Gene Ontology annotation, biological process: cGMP biosynthetic process; response to oxygen levels. Gene Ontology annotation, molecular function: guanylate cyclase activity; heme binding. Gene Ontology annotation, cellular component: guanylate cyclase complex, soluble. The record is from RefSeq and is a predicted model, not a curated record. The annotation marks the transcript as partial.